GCAGCGCUUCCUGGAUGCCGCGGCCGGACAAAGCUGAAGCGGCGCCGCGGGCCGAGGCCGGCGGGUUCUCGGCCUGUGCCGGCGUCAGGCCCCCUCCCUGCGGCGGGGCUCGCGCCGCUCGGCCGCCCGCUGUCUCCCCGCCCGGCCCAUGAGGCCGCUGGGGCUCUGGCCGGGGCUGGGCGGCCGCUCGCUGCCGGGGGCGGCGGCUCCCCGAGAGCGCGGCCCGGGAGCCCGGCGGAUGCCCGAGCGGGGAGCGGCUCCCGGCGGGAGGGCGGGGGCUGAGGGGCCCGAUGCUGCGGCUGCCUGCGGGAGACGCCCGGCCCGAGGCCCGAGCACCCCAGGAUGAAUGAAAUGAACCUGAGUUCGGUAGGGAUGGACCAGCUGACCUCAUCCUCUGUGAGCAAUGCCCUGUCUGUCUCAGGAAGUCACUUGGGACUGACUGCAUCACCCACUCAUAAUGCCAUACCGGCACCAGGCUUGCCAGUUGCGAUUCCAAACUUGGGCCCCUCCUUGAGUUCCUUGCCCUCUGCCCUAUCUCUGAUGCUCCCAAUGGGUAUUGGGGAUCGAGGAGUGAUGUGUGGUAUACCAGAGAGAAACUACACCCUACCUCCACCACCUUAUCCUCACCUGGAGAGCAGCUACUUCAGACACAUUCUACCUGGUAUUUUAUCUUAUUUAGCUGACAGACCUCCACCUCAGUACAUCCACCCCAACACUAUAAAUGUCGAUAGCAAUCCAGCUUUAUCUGUCUCCAAUAAUCCUUCAGCCCUAGAUCCCUUCCAACCCAGUGGAACUGUGGGCCUGGAACCAGGGAUUGUCUCCAUGGACUCUCGUGCAGUGAACACACAUGGUGCUCAAAGCCUACAUCCUAGUGACAGCCAUGAGGUAGCACUGGAUACCACAAUCGCUAUGGAGAGUGUUUCGAGGGUAACCAGUCCAAUAUCUACUGAUGGGAUGACUGAGGAGCUUACGAUGGAUGAUGUAGCUGGGGAUCAUUCACAAAUCCCAAAUGGCUCCCGGAAUCAUGCACCAUUAGCUGUAGACACGGUAGGCAGUAACUUGGCUUCAGAUGCAGUGGGUCAUAGUGGUGUCAUACCCAUUCAUGGUAACACUUUGGAGAUUCCUGUUGUCAUGGAGCCUGACCACAUUGCAGGCCGGGUAAGCGGUAUAUCGGACAGCACACUAAAUGACUCCAUACAUACCGUGGCCAUGAGCACCAACUCUGUGAGCGUGGCGCUCUCUACCUCACACAACCUAACUUCCCUGGAAUCUGUCUCCUUGCAUGAAGUGGGCCUCAGUCUCGAGCCUGUGGCUGUGUCUUCCAUAAACCAGGAAGUAGCCAUGGGGCCAGGCCAUGUGGAUGUGUCUUCAGACAGUCUUGCCUUUGUACCAUCAUCUCUGCAAAUGGAAGACUCCAAUUCAAACAAGGAGAAUAUGGCUACCUUGUUUACCAUAUGGUGCACGCUGUGUGACAAGGCCUACCCAUCAGAUUGCCCAGAUCAUGGGCCAGUAACCUUCAUUCCUGACACCCCAAUAGAGAGCCGAGCCAGACUUUCUCUCCCAAAACAGCUUGUUCUCCGGCAGUCUAUCAUGGCACCUGAAGUAGUCAGUGCCUUUCUGCUGAUAGGUGUGUGGACUCGGGAGACCAUUCCUGUGAGGACUUGCUUUGGACCUCUGAUUGGGCAACAGAGUCACUCUUUGGAAGUAGCAGAUUGGACAGACAAGACAACCAAUCACAUUUGGAAGAUGUACCACAAUGGCGUCCUGGAGUUCUACAUCAUUACAACGGAUGAAAACGAGUGUAACUGGAUGAUGUUUGUACACAGAGCCCGGAAUCGGGAAGAGCAGAAUCUGGUAGCUUAUCCCCAUGAUGGAAAAAUGUACUUCUGCACCUCACGGGACAUCCCUCCUGAACAAGAGCUUCUCUUUUAUUACAGUCGGGAUUAUGCUAGACAGAUUGGUGUCCCUGAACACCCAGAUGUGCACGUCUGUCACUGUGGAAAGGAAUGCACUUCCUAUACAGAGUUUAAGGCCCAUCUGAGCAGUCACAUCCAUAACCACCUCCCCAGCCAGGGACACAGCAGCAAUCAUGGAUCAGGCCACAGUAAGGAAAGGAAGUGGAAGUGCUCCAUGUGCCCCCAAGCUUUCAUUUCUCCUUCCAAACUUCAUGUCCAUUUCAUGGGACACAUGGGCAUGAAGCCACACAAGUGCGAUUUCUGUAGCAAAGCUUUCAGCGAUCCCAGCAACCUCCGGACUCACCUCAAGAUACACACAGGUCAGAAAAAUUAUCGCUGCGCGCUCUGUGACAAGUCGUUCACCCAAAAGGCUCACCUGGAAUCGCACAUGGUUAUCCACACUGGGGAGAAGAACCUGAAGUGCGAUUACUGUGAUAAGCUGUUCAUGCGGAGGCAGGACCUCAAGCAGCAUGUACUCACCCACACACAAGAACGGCAGAUCAAGUGUCCCAGGUGUGACAAGCUGUUCCUGAGGACAAAUCACCUGAAGAAACAUCUCAACUCCCAUGAAGGAAAGAGGGACUAUGUGUGUGAAAAAUGCUCCAAGGCUUAUCUAACCAAAUAUCACCUCACUCGCCACCUAAAAAUCUGUAAAGGCCCCACAUCCAGUCUCUCAGCACAGGAAGAGGAGGAUUCGGAGGAGGAAGAAUUAAUAGAGUCAGUGAGGACUGAAGACUGUAGGAUUAACAGUGGAGUGUAUUCGACAGAUGACUCUCUCUCUGGACAUAAGUGAUGGAAGAGGGAGGAAAAGUCACUCCCCUUUCCCCAAGCAUCAUGUUUUUAUCAAUGAAACAUUAUAUCCCUAUUUACUAAGCCCUAUGGCUAAAACUCUGAAUGAGAAUGGAUGACACACUUAUCAGUUGACAAGGAACAGUUUCUAGUAAGGAGAUCAUAAAAAUACACUGUGCACAGACUGACUCUUGUCUUUCCUAUAUUUUGCUCAAACACUGACAGGAUAAGGGAGUCACCUUGCUCCGUUCUUUGGAUGGAAGAAUCAUGAAACAAAAAUGAGAUUUGGUUACCAUAGGAACCUGUGAGCCAACAUCUUGAACUGACAAAGCCAUGAAAGUAUGUUGGGGAUUUAAAAGAAAAAAAAAAUUGUGUAUUUUGACACUUUAAUUCAAAGGGGUUUGUGUUCUCUCUCUGAGGCUCAGAGCAUAAUACAGAGAAUUUGAAUGCUCAGCUUUCCUUCUAGAAGUACAAAUUAAAUGCUUUGGUUAAAAAAUAGUCUGUGAAAUCAGCACUCAUGGUGGAUAACACAAGUACCUGAGCACAAAAUUGUAUAGGAGACCAACGUUUGGCUUUCAGAUAAGUGUUGCCUCUUAAUUUCCAGUUCAAUAGGAGAUGAGGCAUGUAGUGAUCCUACUUAAUUCCAUAUGUUCAGUUUUGAUGGGUUGACUUGGCUUUCAGAACACCAGAGGCUUGAAAUUGUCCAGCUAGUUUAUAUUACUCAUUAUUAAGCUGUAAACUGUAGCCAUGUGAGGUGCUGGUGAUGGUGGGAGGGUUUGCUGCUAAUGUAUUUAUGGAAUGAAAAUGUAUUUCAUUCAAACCUGUUUUCCUUUUGGAAAAAUUAAAAUAUGGCUCUUUUCUAA
Caretta caretta (loggerhead turtle) is the source of this 3607-nucleotide messenger RNA. RefSeq names its product PR/SET domain 4 (gene PRDM4). Gene Ontology annotation, cellular component: nucleus. Gene Ontology annotation, molecular function: histone methyltransferase binding; DNA-binding transcription factor activity, RNA polymerase II-specific. The record is from RefSeq and is a predicted model, not a curated record. Lineage: Eukaryota; Metazoa; Chordata; Testudines; Cheloniidae. Gene Ontology annotation, biological process: regulation of gene expression; transcription by RNA polymerase II.